Molecule: messenger RNA, 2142 nt
Organism: Diabrotica balteata
Lineage: Eukaryota; Metazoa; Arthropoda; Insecta; Coleoptera; Chrysomelidae
Source: the annotation of a GenBank genome assembly
CUUGAAGUGAAAGGUUGUAGGUUAUUUAAAGUAAUUAGUAAGUUACUAAAUUAAGUAGUUGUAAUGUUAACAAUCACUAUAAGAGAAGGUCAAGAAUAAUUCAAUAAUAAAUAAAUGGUGAUUUUUAAAAGUAGAGGUAUAAUCAUGAACCCUAAAUUAUACUAUAUUGUGGCCUGCCUUGCAAAUUAUUUUUUACUAUGUUCCACCGCAGUACCAGAUGAAGAAUAUGGGUUGAUGCCAGAUAUAUUUCAAGUUGAAGAUUUUGAUUCGUGUAUGAUAUUAAAAGACAAAGCCCUCUACUGUGAAAUAACAUAUGAAUUUGCACCCAUAAACCCGAACAAUCCUCCUGCUAUGUGGAAGACUAUAAAGGAAGUUAGUUCUUCAAAAUUACAUUAUCGGCACGACCUAUUACGGCUCUUUGUGUGUGUCCCAAAAUCCUGUCCAAUGGCAAAAAUAUCCAAUUCUACCAACGAGGAGUUAAGAAAAGACUUAAAUGACUGUAUCGAUGAAAGGCAUAGAAGCUUGGGUUUUAAAGGAAUUGUAAAGAUUAAUGCUUGCAAAAGAGAAAAUCCUAUAUAUGAAGUGGAUAUCGGAGACUGGUUGUUUGCAAUCGCUUUCUUCUCCUACAUGAGUUUUAUUUUGCUUUGCACAAUGGUGGAAUACAAAAAUAGGGAAGAUGAAGGAUUUUAUAAAAACACUUCCACCGCUGGAAAAAUUAUACUCUCAUUUUCAAUAAUGAGCAACUGGAAUAAGUUGAAAACUGUUCCCACGGGACCAAAAUUCGAAAGAUUAAGACCAGUGCAAGGCUUAAGAGUUUAUCUAUCAAUUUUAGUAAUUCUUGUUCACACAGGCCUUAGUCAAGUUGCUAUUCCCGUUACCAAUCCAAAAUUUUUGGAGGAUAUAAACGACUAUCCAGAUUUUUUAAAUGAAAUUCCAAAAAGAGGAAUUUUUUUGUUAUCUUUUUUCUUCUUGAUGUCAGCUUGGAUGGUAAUUAUGCCCCUAUUAGCGAAAAGAGACCAAAAUGAAGAUUUAAGUGUUAAAUUUGUUAUUCAUUCUAUCAUAAAAAGAUAUAUUAGAUUAUUGCCCACCGUAGCUAUCAUAGUUGGUUUUUACGCAACUUGGUUCAGACAUAUUCCGUUCGGUCCAUUUUUUAGAGGAAUGUGCGGUGAAAGUGAACGAUGCAGAAAAAAUUGGUGGCCAAUAUUUUUAUUCAUUCAAAACCAUUAUGAUCGUUAUUUCAUGUGCCAUAUUGUCAGCUGGUAUUUGGCAGUAGAAAUGCAGUAUUAUAUCAUUACCUUGUUUUUAUUUAUAUUUAUUUUAAAAAGAAAGAUCAGUAUUCCUUUAACAGUUGGAGUACUUCUUACACUAAACGUAAUAUGGGAUUUUUUGGACCAUUGGAGACACGGUUAUCCAUCAACACUGUCGGGAAGGCCAGAGGAAAUUUACGCUAUAGUUUUUAACCAAAAACCACAAUGGCAUGACCAUUUUGCAAAUUACCAUGGAAACGCAUCAGGAUAUAUUUUGGGAUUGGGAUUCGGAUAUGUUUUCUAUACAUAUAGCAACAAACAAAUAUUUGACACGAAGUGGAAGAAAAUAGUUUGGGCUAUUCUUUCAUUUGGUCCCGUUCUAUUAACCACCAAUUUGCCAUUGUACUACGAUGUGGAUGCAACUCCUGCUCACUCUGCAGUAUGGGUAGCUUUAACCAAACCUUUAUUUUCACUAGGAAUGGGAUUUAUGGUUUUAGGACUUGCGGAAGGACUAGGAGGUCCUCUAAGAUCAAUUUUGAAUUGGGGCCCAUUAUACGUUUUAGGAAAAUUAUCUUUUUGCUUAUAUAUUGGACAUUCGGUAUAUCAAAAUAUAAGAAUAGGAAUUAUGAGAACACCUGAAUAUCCAAGCUACUUUAAUUUGGUUAAGUUGCUGUCUUCGGAUGUAUUAAUAGGUUUCCUAGGUGCACUCUGGUUAAGUCUGUUCUUCGAAAUGCCUUUCAACGAACUUGUCAACAGACUAUCGAAGGGAAGUAAAAGACCUGUCGAGAAAAAGGAAAAUUAAACGAUGAAAUAUAUAUUCUAUGUGGAAUAAAGAAUAAGUGUACAAACAACAAAAAUCAUCAUAAUGAUUGAUUAUAUCAGUGUUCACUCCAAC